This is a messenger RNA of Raphanus sativus (radish), 1548 nucleotides long. RefSeq names its product transcription factor bHLH94-like. The record is from RefSeq and is a predicted model, not a curated record. Gene Ontology annotation, biological process: regulation of transcription by RNA polymerase II. Lineage: Eukaryota; Viridiplantae; Streptophyta; Magnoliopsida; Brassicales; Brassicaceae. The transcript has 4 exons. Gene Ontology annotation, molecular function: protein dimerization activity; DNA-binding transcription factor activity, RNA polymerase II-specific; RNA polymerase II cis-regulatory region sequence-specific DNA binding. Bases 337 to 1299 code for a protein of 320 amino acids.
CAGCUGUUGGGAGCUUCUAAAAGUAAAAUAAUAGUUAGCUUUAUAGCCUCACAAAGCUUCUCUCCAUCGACCGAACCGCAAGUCCCACAAUAAAAAAACACCACUUUGUAUGAUCCUCAUACUUAUUCCUCUUUCACUCUCCUGUCUUCCUCCAUGCCAGUGAGUUUUUGAGAGUUUUAUAUUUCUAGAAUCAAUCUAAAAGGGAUCAUUAUACAAUUAAUAACAUGCAUAGUUUCCUUUAGUGGGUCUUAACCCUUUUGCCUUUAUAUCCCCCUCAAGACAAAAAAAAAGAGAGCAACAAACACUUUAUGUCUUAAUUUUGUUUCAUCUCUCUUCAUGUUCUUGAGUUUAUCAUUUAAACAAUCUCAAGCUAAAAGAAUGCCCUUGGAGGCUGUCGUAAACCCGCAAGAUCCAUUCGAAUUCGGAUACCUUUCCAAUUGCAAAGAUUUCAUGUUCCACGACUUUUACUAUCACGAAGAGAUAGUAUCUCAAGAUACAAAGAACAACACUGAUAAGUUAGGGAAAGAACAGAGCUAUGUGGAAAACAAUGAGGAAGAACUUCUAUGGGAAGACCAUCAUCAUCAGUGCCCUUUAGUCCCUUCGUUGGAAGAAGAGCUUGGUCUUCCAGCCCUUGAUGUGGAAAGUCAUCCUCCCGUGCAGCAGAGGAGGAAGAGGAGGAGAACAAGGAGCAAUAAGAACAAGGAAGAGAUCGAGAACCAGAGAAUGACUCACAUCACCGUCGAGAGAAAUCGCCGGAAACAGAUGAACGAGUACCUCGCCGUGCUCCGUUCUUUAAUGCCGCCGUCAUAUGCUCAAAGGUACUCGGUUUUUUUUUGGUGCACAAGCAUAGUACUCGGAUUUGUUACGUAUUUUGAGGGAGAUCAAGCGUCGAUAGUAGGAGGAGCCAUUAGUUACGUAAAAGAGUUAGAGCACAUCUUACAGUCUAUAAAGCCUAGGAGAACCACGACCACGAGCCAUGAAGCCGAUACAAGCACUAGCUCGUUGGUGUGUCCCUUCCCAGAUUUCUUCACUUUCCCGCAGUACUCGACAAAGUCAUCAUCAGAAGUGGAAAGCUCUUCUUCACCAGCCGAAAUAGAAGUGACGGUGGCUGAAGGCCACGCGAACAUCAAGAUAAUGGCAAAGAAGAAACCUAGGCAGCUUCUUAAGCUCGUAGCUUCCAUACAGAGUUUAAGGCUCACUAUUCUUCAUCUCAAUGUGACCACUAUGGACAACUUGAUUCUCUACUCCAUCAGCGUGAAGAAAAAUGGUAUAUUCAGGUUGAAGAAGGGAGCCAACUGAAUACCGUGGAGGACAUUGCAACAGCUUUGAAUCAAAUCAUAAGGAGGAUUCAAGAAGAGUCAUAAUAAUCUAGCAUAUAAGAUUCAGUCAUUAGUUUCAAAAUGUGUAUUUUCAUUUAUAAUAUUUAUCUUGAAAUAACUGAAAUACAAAUUCAUCUAAUUUCUGUACUUUUUACUGUUUUUCUUCUUUCUUUUUUUUUAGUGUAUGUUGCAUGUUUGUCUCCUGUAAUGCAUAUGUUGUUUUUAGCCU